Molecule: messenger RNA, 1171 nt
Organism: Glycine soja
Lineage: Eukaryota; Viridiplantae; Streptophyta; Magnoliopsida; Fabales; Fabaceae
Product: tetraspanin-11-like
Exons: 2
Coding region: 223-1053 (276 amino acids)
Biological process (GO): auxin-activated signaling pathway
Cellular component (GO): plasma membrane; plasmodesma
Source: RefSeq, a predicted model, not a curated record
ACAAUUUCAAAACUUUGCUAAGGCGACUCUUAAAAAGUUCAAGCACUAAUUUUUACAUGCGUGUCACCCCAUGUAUAUUCCCAUGCCAAGACCCUCAGUAACUACAUAACCGUUACAACCCUCAAACCCCAUCUUCCCUCCUUCGCAAAAACAGUUACACUUAUUUCUUUCUGCGCUCAUUUAAGACAUCUUUUCUCAAACAUCACCCCAUCAAAACACACAAUGUUCCGCAUAAACAACACCCUGGUCGGAAUCCUCCACACACUCCCCUUACUCCUAAGUAUCGCCGCCAUGGGCGACUCCGCCUACAUCCGCGUCCACGGCGACUGCCAGAAGGUGCUCCAGUACCCGCUCCUCUUCGGCGGCCUCUUCAUAUUCGUCAUCUCCACCCUCGGCCUCGUCGGCGUGCUGUGCCGCGUCAACGCCGCCCUCUACCUCUACCUCCUCGCAACGUUCUUCGUCAUCCUCGCCUUCUCGUCGUUCACCAUUGUAGCGCUCUUCGUCACCAGAAACAACGCGCCGGAUCGGGCGGGGCCGUCGGUGGGGUAUGGAGUAGGGGAUUUCUCGCCCUGGCUGCAGCACUACGUCACCGACCAGCGAAACUGGGACGUGGCCCAGAGUUGCUUGGUGCAGAAGCGCGUGUGUCACGGCCUCGCCGUGGACGCUAACAAUAAUGACUCUCUCGCUUUCAAACGGUUAACUACCACGCAGAUUGGGUGCUGUAAGCCACCGUUGCGAUGUGGAUUCACAAAGAAGAACGCUACGUUCUGGGAAGCGCCAAAAGCGGGUCCAUUAGCGAAUGACACUGAUUGCAGGACAUGGAGCAACAGACAAGACAAACUGUGUUUCAACUGCGAUUCGUGCAAAGGAGGAGUGCUGGCCAACAUCAGAAGCCAGUGGAGACAUCUCACCAUAUUCAAUACAUGCGUGCUCGUGCUCGUCACCACCAUCUAUGUCUUGGGCUGCUACGCCAUCAGGAACAAUCGGUUGGAGUACUCCAACUACACCACCCAGAGAAAGAUCAGAAUGAGAAUACCCUCCACAGUAAUUUGACCAUUGAAGCCAUACAUGCGCUUUCUCAUUUGUGUGCAUGUUACUAUAUACUAUACUAUUACUAGCGAAGACGUCUCUAAUGCAGUAGUACGUAUUUUAUCUUAUUUUAUUUUCUCUU